AUGUACAUCCCACACAUCACACGCACCCUGGGUACCCUGACCCUCAGCCCACAAGAGAUUAUACUACUCAGAAGAGCAGAAUCGGCCCCAACCUCAGUCAACAAGGAAGGUUUCUGGCAAGUACAGUUUAAUUUCUGGGGCACGAUUCUCGCUUUUGUGGUGGCGCUCGGGAUUAUUACGGGACUCCUUACUUGGUGUUUGGUAUGUAGGGGAAAGAGGAUGCAGAAGAAGAUUGCGAGGGAGAAGGAAAAGGAGAGGGAGAAGGAGGAGAGGGAGAAGGUGGAGAUGAUGGAUAGGGUUGUGGGGAAUGAGGGGGGUGUGGGUAGAAAUGGGACGGUGAGGAAAAGUGAGAUUAGUCGGCCAUUUGCUGCGCAGAAGGGUAGUGUAAAUGAGGAGGGAGAGUUUAAGAGAGCUGGUUAUGGAGAGGAAGAGGGAGUCUGGGGAUUGGAGAAGGAAUUGGGGAUGACGAGGGGCAGGGAUAUGAAUAUGGACAGUCUGAGUCGUCCACCAAGUUAUCAUUCUUCUAGGGAUGAGGAAAAAAUGGAGGUGGCUCGAGAUAUGACAGGUGAUGGAAAUGGAAAUUCGGAAAAUGCAUGGCGCAGGAUCGAAGUCAACGGAACUAGUUAUAUGGGGAGGGAAAGAGGUGAAUCGGCUUAUUUGGAGGGAAGAGAAAUUAAAGAUAUGUAUUCUUGA
Messenger RNA from Sclerotinia borealis F-4128, 693 nucleotides. The record is from the annotation of a GenBank genome assembly. NCBI's taxonomy places the organism in Eukaryota, Fungi, Ascomycota, Leotiomycetes, Helotiales, Sclerotiniaceae.